UGAAACUGUAAUACCAGCCAACAUUGGAUGUGGCCGCUAGAGAACGGCAAUCCUAUUUUGAAGUGCGCAGUCUAUGACGGAACAUCGACAUUCGUACUCAGAAGACGUACAGGUUGAGGUGAGAAGAGAAGAUCUCGGGAUCCAGCAUGAGUAGACGAAUUUCGUUCAUCGUUACCGGGAGGGUACAAGGAGUGUGCUUCAGAGCCUCCACAGUCGACAGUGCCAAAGGCCUCGGGCUCACUGGGUUCGUCAAGAAUGCUAGAGAUGGUAGUGUUACCGGCGAAGCACAAGGUCCUGAAGGGAAAGUCCAGGAAUUCGUCGAGUUCCUGCAAACGGGUCCCCCUGCGGCACGAGUGGAGAAUGUGAGGCACGAAGCUAUCGACGCCCGGCCGGAUGAGAAUGAGUUUUCUCAUGCACGGCACUGA
Eremomyces bilateralis CBS 781.70 is the source of this 425-nucleotide messenger RNA. RefSeq names its product Acylphosphatase. The transcript is spliced from 4 exons. NCBI's taxonomy places the organism in Eukaryota, Fungi, Ascomycota, Dothideomycetes, Eremomycetales, Eremomycetaceae. Gene Ontology annotation, molecular function: acylphosphatase activity. The coding region runs from base 147 to 425 and encodes 92 amino acids. The record is from RefSeq and is a predicted model, not a curated record.